CGAUGGGCUGGCCGUAGGGAGCCGGGAGAGCGGAAGUGAGGUCGCGGUCUGGUGGGGUGCUGCUGAUAUGUGGAAAGUAGUAAUGUCGGAGCAGGUCGGUAAAGCGCUGCAGACGGUGAUAGAGAGGGUACAGCAAGCGGCGGGUCGCCGGCCUCAGACCCUGCCCGCGAUCCAGCCGCGCCUCGUAGCCGUCAGCAAAACCAAACCCGCGGAGAUGGUGCUGGAGGCCUACAAGCAGGGCCAGCGCAACUUCGGAGAGAAUUAUGUGCAGGAGCUGCUGGAGAAGGCUUCAGACCCCAAGAUCCUCGCCUCCUGCCCAGAGAUAAAGUGGCACUUCAUCGGACACCUACAGAAGAACAACGUCAACAAGCUGAUGGGCGUCCCCAGUCUGUUCAUGGUGGAGACGGUGGACUCGGUGAAGCUGGCUGACCGGCUGAACAGCUCCUGGCAAAAUCUGCGGGCGAAUGCACAGCGGCUAAAGAUCAUGGUUCAAAUCAACACGAGUGGAGAGGACAGUAAGCACGGUCUGCCCCCUGGUGACACGGUGGCGGCGGUGCAGCACAUUGUGUCUCGAUGCACCGCCCUUGAGUUUGUGGGCCUCAUGACGAUUGGACGGUACGGCUAUGACCUCAGCGAGGGGCCCAACCCUGACUUCCAGAUGCUCCUCUCUCGACGGAAGGAGGUGUGUGAGACGCUGAAGAUGCCGUACGAGCAGGUGGAGCUCAGCAUGGGCAUGUCGACGGACUUCGAACACGCGAUCGAGGUCGGCUCCACUAAUGUGCGGGUCGGUAGCACCAUUUUUGGGGAGCGGUUUUACCCCAACACGCCCAGUCCUGAGAAGAGGUCAAAGGUCAUGGCCGAAGAGGCAGCACAGAAGCUGGAUGGGCUGACAGUAAAGGAGCAGUGAGGGGGACCCGAACCCCAAAAACCAACAUCCUCCAAUUCAAGAGGCAAACAGAAACCACGCUCCUCCAACAACAGACACCCCCAAGAACCUGGAUUGGUACCUCCCUGCGGUGUUGCUUGCAUGAAAUCGGACAGUUCUAUUGAUCUAAAUGGGGGGUGGGGGAGAAGAGCGACAGUCUCGGUACCACAGUUUAAGUAAUUGAAGUCUAUUUUUGUCUUUUAAUAGUUUGUAAAAAAAACUCCAGAGAGGCUCCUGCUUUGUUGGUUUAAACUGGAGCCUCUGUCCAGACCAAUUACAAUAGAACUCCCCCACCUUUUAUAUAUUCUCCUAUUUAUUAAUUAUUUUCUUUGUGUCACGAAUCCAGCGCACUGCCUAUCUGAUUGUGAUGAAACGGGAUUCGGACAGUCUUUUAUUUAAGUUUCUGAGUGGCAGAAUCUGAGGCUGUAUUUUACGCUUUUUUAUUUACACCUAGAAAACCACUUUAUCAAACUUUAAUUGUAUGACUUUCUUAAGCUAUUGAGAGCAUCAGAAUCCGAGAGUGAGAGGAGGUGCCCCUCCCCUCUGUCUUGAGCACUGUUCAUCUGAAAGCUGUCGUCUGUGUCUGUGUGUCUGUGUGUGUAAGUCUGUGUCUGUGUGUGUAAGUCUGUGUGUCUGUGUGUCUGUGUGUGUAAGUCUGUUCCAGCAAACAAUCAGAUGCCCAGGAAUCAGCGAUGGCAAUAAGACCCCCAUUGCAUAGCAGUUUGAUUCACUCCUGCUUUUACUAUGAGUUUAAUAAGACACACCUGAGCUUGUUACCUGUGCACUGUGGUUAAUCAAUCUUGUGUUAAAACCUGGAAUGGGUGAAACUGCUAUGCAACAGGAGUCUUAUUCCCAUCCCUGAGGAAUGUUUCUGAAUUGAGCUGUGCACCGAUGUAAAUGAUUUCCCACGUGUAGAGGAUUGAUUUAAUGUAACUGAUGUAAAUGAUUUCCCACGUGUAGAGGAUUGAUUUAAUGUAACUGAUGUAAAUGAUUUCCCACGUGUAGAGGAUUGAUUUAAUGCUUGUUCUUUCUGUAUUAGGAUGUGGUGUGUGUGCAGAGCGAGGAGAUCUCAAUAAAAACCACUCUCCCGAUACGUAUUGUGAUGUGCAGGUCGUGACACAAUAUGUCUGUUUGAACUACAGUGCAGGUUGGGGUUCAUUCCUGUGUUUCCAUUCCCAUGUAAUCAAUUCAACACAGCAUUGAUCACAAUUAGCAGUAUUCUGUUAAAAUGAGCUUCUCACAGAGGCAACGCAUUACUUACAUUGAAGUCACUCAUCUAAAUUGGCUUCAAAUGAAAGCAGUUGAACAAUCACAGUGACGAUGUCUCUAAAAUAUCAACUGAAAUUCCUUUGAUUGGAAUGGGAAUUGAUUUUAAAAAGGAAUUGGAAAUGGAAUUGACCCUGACUCUGCUACAGAGCUCUGCUGUACUUUUGUCUUCUAUCACGACAAACCGUCCAUCAUGGAAAGAAAGCAUCCCGAGUCACUGAUACACAGUGAAGCGGGACCCCCCUAAUAAUCAUGGGGUACAGGAAUGGGCAGAUUGGUUAAUAGGACUCUUCUCACCACUCACUAAAUGCAUCUGGUUCAGGUACACGUAGUCUAACACUUCCCUGCUGCUUCUGGAACGGUACAGAAUACAACACACAUGUAAGGCUGUCCGUUUAAACAGAAAUACAAAUCCUAACACUGAUCACUUACUGAAGAUGAAAUUGAAAACUAAUGUGUUAACCAUAAUCUUUCUUUUUUUUACAUUUCAUCAAGUGCCAAUGUAGCUUCUAGUCAAGGGGGCAUUUCUGAAGUCUUUCAAAUCCCCGAGUGAGUUGACACAGUUAACCUAAACUAUUACUUUAGUGCAGUACAGAAGCCAGGACAAAAGGACACAGUGGAGAUAGACCUGGGAGAUGCUUGAUAUUCUGUGUGAAAAGGAAGUGGGUCGUUUGGGAAUAAAUACAGAUGGUAAAACACAUGUUAUUGGAAGUACAGUUUAUGCUAUUAAAAGGUUCAUUCUGUUUAAUUACAUUCAAUGUAGAUUCACCUAUAAAAGAAAAUGUAACUGUCAUUGCAGUACUGGUAUGUGCCCACCAGAUGACGCUAAUGGGCAUGCUAAAAAAAAAAAAUCUCAAAUAAAAUGUACAGUAAAUAAAAACCUAUUUUAAUGA
Molecule: messenger RNA, 3084 nt
Organism: Acipenser ruthenus (sterlet)
Lineage: Eukaryota; Metazoa; Chordata; Actinopteri; Acipenseriformes; Acipenseridae
Product: pyridoxal phosphate homeostasis protein
Exons: 8
Coding region: 68-907 (279 amino acids)
Cellular component (GO): intracellular anatomical structure
Molecular function (GO): pyridoxal phosphate binding
Source: RefSeq, a predicted model, not a curated record